UUAGUCGUAAUGAUGAGAUGUUCUCGGCUUUAAAUCUAUUUUUUCAGAUUUGUGGGGACCGCUCCCCAUUGACAUCUUUCAAAGGAUACCGCGCAGAGAAAUUUGUGGGUUAAAUCUGAGCCCAUCUUUUCUACCCGUGUGAAGAAAUUUCGUCUACUUCAAUCUCUUUGCCUCGUCUUACACCUUUUCUACCCCUGCGUGGAGAAAUUUCCUCUACUUAAAUCUUUUUGCCUCCUGUCGAACAUCAUUUAUUUCUAUUAAUCAAAUCUCUUUCGCCCCGUCUUCCAUCCUUCCUACCCCUGCGUUCGAUUCACUCCAAUGGCAAGCACAGAUGAGAUUACCAAUUCUCCCGAGGCAAAAAUUAUGGCAUCGUCUUCAACUCCAACAAAGAGCGUGCGGUACGAUGUAUUCAUAAACCAUUGUGGCCCUGACACCAAGCAAACCCUAGCCGCCUCAAUCUACCGUGCCCUCAAACUCAUGGGACUUGAAGUUUUCUUAGAUGAACCAGUAGAUGAACCAGAGCUCGAUGUUGGCGAUUCCAUAUCGUCUCAAAUACAAUACGCCAUCACUACUUCUUUCCUUCAUAUUGCUAUCUUUUCACCCAGAUAUGCAGAAUCCCCUUGGAUUCUGGAAGAAUUGUCUCUUAUGCUCAAAACUGACCAGACAAUCAUUCCUGUGUUUUAUAAUGUUGAACCCAGUGAUAUGCAUUGGAUUUGUAAAGGAAAAGGAGUCUAUGCUGAAGCAUUUUUAAAGCUUGAAGCCAAGAAGAGAUAUACUUCACAAAAGCUUGAGGAUUGGAAGUCGGCGCUACAAAAGGUUUCAUAUCUUAAAGGCCACAUUGUCAACAGUCACGAUGAUCAAGAAGUGUUGAAGAUUAUUGCAAAUCUUGUUCUAAAGAAGAUUAAAAAGACUUCAUUUGUGGUGGCCAAACAUCCUGUGGGUCUUGAUAAAACCUUACGAGCCUUUGAAAGAUCUGUGUUGGAAUCUUCUAAAAAUGUAAAAAUUGUGGGAAUCACAGGUAUGAGUGGGUGUGGAAAAACUACAUUGGCAAAAGAAUACUACAACAAGAUGAUACAGUCCUUCUAUAGAUGUAGUUUUGUUUGUGAUGUGCGAAAUACACCAACUAAAUAUAUGUAUGAAAAGCAGAAAAAAAUGUUCCAAGACCUUGGUGGCUCAAAAGAUAUAUUAUUUAAUAGUAUAGAAGAAGGAAAAGCAAUCUUAUCCGAAUAUUUGAGUCAUGUUCAAGUAUUUAUUAUCUUGGACAAUGUAGAUCAUCAAGAUCAAUUAGAAUCUCUCGUGCCAACAAAAAACAGUCUUAUAAAAGAUAGUGUUGUUGUGGUUACAAGUCGAGAUCCUGGUGUUCUUAUAUCAUGGGGAAUCCCUUCUAUUUCUAUUUAUAAGAUGAAAGAUUUAAAUCCUCAACAUGCUACGGAACUAUUUUGUUGGCAUGCUUUUGAACAACCCUCUCCAAUAUAUGAAUUUGAAUAUCUUGUUAAAGAGUUUCUAAUAGUCUGCAAGGGAUUGCCAUUAUCCCUUAAGGUUUUAGGAGAGCUUGUGCGUGGAAAGUCCAAGGAAUAUUGGAAUGGUCAAUUAGAGAAGUUCUCCAGAUCAUUGCACCAAGACAUUAAAACCAUACUUAUGGUGAACUUUGAUGCACUAGAUGAUGAAGAAGAGAAGGAGAUAUUUUUAGAUAUAUCCUGUUUCUUCAUAGGAACAGAAAAGGAUUCGGCCAUCACAGUGUGGGAGGAGUCCGGAUGGAGUGGGGCGGGUAGUUUGGGAACACUCAUGGAUAAGUCUCUGGUUGAGGUGGAUGAGAAAAACUGCUUAAGAAUGCAUGAUCUGUUGAGAGAUUUGGGAAGGGACAUUUCAAAGACAAGGUCACCGUACCGCCUUUGGUCACCGAAGCAAAUUACCCAUAUUCAGCAACAGGGAAAGGGAAACGUUCUGAUUCGGGGAAUUAAAGCCCGAACAGAUGAAUUUUAUGAAGAGUUUGUGGAGCUUGUCAGAGAAUCAGGUAGAGGAAUCAAGCGGAAGUGGGGCUUAAAAAUCCUGGACGUUGAAAAGAAUUAUUUUACAGAAGAAUUAGCAACACUAUCAGAAGGCCUUGUCUCGCUGCGAUGGGCCAAGUUUCCACAUCGAGCUAUUCCGUCAUGGAUUUCGUUGAAGAAGUUGAGAGUUUUAGAGCUUUGUGAUGCUUCUAAAUUAGAAGAACCGUGGAAUGAGAUUGCUGAUCCUCCUGUGCAGUUGAGAGUGCUUAAUAUCAUUCAUGCCAGAAAUUUCCAGAGAUUUCCCAGGUCAAUAGGAUUUCUAAAACAUUUACAAAAGAUAUCCUUUGACGGCAAAGGAGCUCCUAUUGAAGGUCUACCAGAUGAGUUUUGCUCUCUCCAAUCGCUGCAGUGCCUCGAGUUAGUUGGAUGUCCUAAGCUAAAAUUGUUACCUAGCAACAUCGGCGAUUUGACAAAUCUGGAGCAUCUAAGAUUGAAAGAAUGCAAGGGGAUCGAAGGUCUUCCGGAAGAGUUUGGCCGCCUCAAAUCGCUGGACUACCUCGUGUUAGAUGGAUGUGAUCAGCUAAAAUCGCUGCCUAGCAAGAUCGGCGAUUUGACAAAUCUGCGGCAUCUAGAGUUGAGUGGAUGCGGGAUCGAAGAUUUACCGAAAGAGUUUGGCCGCCUCCAAUCACUGCACUUCCUCAAGAUAAGUGAAUGUCAUGAGCUAAAAUCGCUGUCGAGCAAGUUCGGCGAUUUGGCAAAACUAAAGGAACUAGAAUUAUUGGAAUGCAGGAAGUUGAUGAUACCGUCGGAAGCACUUGUGCAGCUUACUAGCCUUUACCGUCUUUAUAUUGCCGCUUGCCCUGGGCUCACAGAAUUUGUAACUCAGCCGGAGUGCCUUUCUUCUUUAUUCUGCAGCCUCGAAAAUCAGGAUUUAACGAUAAUUAUGACUUAGUAUAGAUAGAUAGCUUGCAAAGUCUAUCGAUGUACAAAUUCUGGUCUGGUCAACUUUGAAAAUUGCAGUUCAACUUGUGGUGUGAGAGUAUGAGGAGGGUGAACAUCACAGCAGCAUGUCACAUAUCUGCAUUUGAAGCUUGCCUUCAAACUUUAAAUAGAGAAUAAUAAUUGUCUUAAGAUAAUUGGGCUUAUUACUAUGUAAUAUAACUGUUUAUUGAUUGAUUAUUAGCGAUGAAUGAGGGAAAUAGAGUUGUGGAUGCUUUUUCAUGAA
Messenger RNA from Cryptomeria japonica (Japanese cedar), 3213 nucleotides. RefSeq names its product disease resistance protein RPV1. The record is from RefSeq and is a predicted model, not a curated record. Gene Ontology annotation, biological process: defense response; signal transduction. Lineage: Eukaryota; Viridiplantae; Streptophyta; Pinopsida; Cupressales; Cupressaceae. Bases 319 to 2940 code for a protein of 873 amino acids. The transcript is spliced from 4 exons. Gene Ontology annotation, molecular function: ADP binding.